AUGGAUGGCGACUCGGAGCGGGACAUCGAGGCGCUGAUGCAGGAGAUGGACUACAUUCCGGGUCACUUCCACCUGGAGCUGAACCUGAACUUCGAGCCCCGGGAACCGGAGAGGCAGCGGCGGAGAGACACGGAGCUGAAGCGGGAGAGCCUGAGGCUGGAGGCGGGGGGUUGCGGGAGCGGGUGCGGGUGGGGCGGGAGCGGGGGGGGCGAGCAGCGCCACGCCGUGGGCAACCUGCUGGGGCUCCUGGCUUUCUCCCUGGACGAGUACCAGGUGGCCCAGAAGAUCUUCUCGGACAUCUGCCGGGAGGAGCCGGGCAACCUGAACGCCUGGGCCAACCUGGGCUACGUGUACGACCGUCUGGACCGGGAGCCCGAGGCGGCGGAGUGCGUGGAGCGGGUGUCCGGGCUGGUGGCCCGGGGCCGGGGCCGGGGCUCGGGACCCGCUGCCCGGUGUUUGGCCGAACACGCCUUCGCCAACGCCUUCGACGUGGGGCUGCACCGCGAGGAGGAGCACCGCCAGAGGCUCAGCACUGCGGUGCGGCUCUACGAUAGAGCUCUGGUCUACGGGCACGGCCAGAUAACCCCAGAAGAAAAAAGAAGUUGGUAUCUUACAAUGGCUACCAUGUUAAUAAGACUGGAUGGCAUAUUAAUAAACGAGGACGUACCUGAACAUGAGCGACUACCGUCAUUCAACAGGUCAUUGCUGCUCCUGAGGGAGGUUCUCAAGUCUAACAACACUCAAUAUAAAGCUCUUGCCUGGUGUUACUUAGGGAUGAUGCUGGAACGGAAAGACUCUUUCUCCAUCACUCCAAUGGCAGUACAUAACUGUGGCUACUCUGCUACUGAUCCCCUCGAUUGUUUUGGACAGGCAAUUGAGACAGCAAAAAUGGAUCCCUUCAUCCUAAAUCGACUUGCCAAAAUCUUUCACUUUCUUGGAAAACAGGAAAUGGCAAUCGGAAUCUGCAACAUGGCCUUGAAUAUUCUCCCUGAUCCAGGAAUGAACUGGCAAGCUUACUGCACUCGGGCAAAGAUUAAUAUUAAACUGUACAUUCAAGGCCUUGAGCGUAUCAAGAUGGGUCAAGGAGGAGUGCCUGACAGAAACUUACUUACUAAUGCAAAAACAGAUUUGGAGCACGUCCUACCAGCGUGUCCCUGUCUGAAGACAUACCUGGACAUGGGACAGGUGUGUUAUUACAUGGGUGUUGAUGCAGUGGAGGAAUUGCAGCUGGUGGAUGAGAAUGCACUCAAUAGUGCUCUAACAUGUUUUGCCAAAGCUAUGGAGUAUGACUUGGGAGAUACUCUGCCUGAGAUCCAGUUCAUGAGAGGGAAGUGCCUGCAAGUCAAAGGCGAGGAACACAAUGCUGUUGAGUGCUUCAAGCAAGCUAUCGAACUGGACGAUGAGGGGUCUCAGUACUCUGAGAGCUUCCGCUGCCUGUUGGAGAUGCUCCUCUCAUUGUUCAGCCAGGGCAACGGCAACAUGGAGACAGUUAUCGAUGAGGUGGAGGUAUGGGUGAAAAAAGCUCAGGCAAAGUAUCGGAUGGAUAAGGUCAAACAGGAACUCCGCACGGUUUGCCAAAAACACACGCCCCAAAUUUUAGAACUUUCCAAAGCAAUGAUCACAGCUGGGAAGCUGCAACUGGUGAAGCUACUGUUUGAGAUGAUGAACCCUGAAAAUAACUUAGUUAACAAGUUCAAUAAGCAGUGAUUAGCAUGAAGACUCUGUUAUAGUGAAUUGUAUGAAGACACACUAUAUAGAUUUGUGUGAAGACAGUCUACAGUGAUAUUAACUUGCUCUACUUCUGUCUCCCCCAUCCCCUCUUCAUUUCAUGUCAAUAUCGGAUUUAAAGCCAAUGAGAGACCUGACCAUCAGAAACCAAAUUCUAAUCUGCUUCUUCAAUUCAUUUGGUAUUUCUAAAAAGCUCACGUUCAGGAUCUCCUAUUUUCACUGCAGUAAUUCAGUGUUACACUGAAUGAAGUAUGAAGUUGUGGACAUUGAAUUAAAAUAUAUAUACACACACAUAUAUAA
Messenger RNA from Callorhinchus milii (elephant shark), 2028 nucleotides. RefSeq names its product tetratricopeptide repeat domain 22 (gene ttc22). Bases 1 to 1707 code for a protein of 568 amino acids. Lineage: Eukaryota; Metazoa; Chordata; Chondrichthyes; Chimaeriformes; Callorhinchidae. Gene Ontology annotation, molecular function: protein binding. The transcript has 7 exons. The record is from RefSeq and is a predicted model, not a curated record.